AAACGAAUCACAUUGUUUAUUGUAACUGAAAAAGAAACUUCAAGACAUUAAAUUCUCACUGUUACUCGAUAAACCAAAACGUUCCACUUUUCCCUGUUACAGUCCUUAAAUAUCAUUCUUUGUUCAAGUGGAUAAAACACUCAAAUUAAGCAACCAAAACAAAGGACUUAUUGACAAUUUGGAAUUCAUAGUCAUGGAGACCUCUAAUGGCGUUGACAAAUAUGACUAUGCAAAAGAGCUGAAGGAAUUCAUCGACACAAAAGCUGGAGUGCAAGGGCUUGUGGAUUCUGGAGUUGCAAAGAUUCCUAGAAUAUUCAUCAAGCCGGAAGAGGAUCAAUCAUCUUUACAAACCACUUUUACCACUCAUCUCCAGGUUCCUAUAAUCGACUUGAAUGGCAUAGAGAGUGGGCAGCGAAUCCAGAUUGUCAACAACAUACGCCAAGCAGCUCAAACAUGGGGUUGCUUCCUUGUCAUCAACAAUGGGUUCCCAGUUUCCUUGCAAGAAACUAUAUUGGACAGCGCACGCCAGCUCCACGAGCAACCCCAGGAGGUGAAAGCACCAUGGUACUCACUGGAUGCCCAAAGAAUGGUCAGGUUCCACAGCAAUGGAUAUUUCAUUGCAUCGACCUCGGCACAAUGGAGGGACAUUUUAACCUUUUUCCAUGUUGAAGAGCUUCAGAAAGAACAAAUCCCUCAAGUUUGCAGGGAUACCAUGACUGAGUACCUGAAACACAUAAUGCAACUCAAGGAGACCAUCUCUGGAUUGCUUUCAGACGCUCUUGGGCUCACCCCUGACUUCCUCGAAAAAAUCGAGUGCCUAAAUUCUGCUUCCACUUCUUUCAUUUAUUAUCCGGCUUGCCCUGAACCAGAUCUGACAUUCGGUUUAGGAAAACACACCGACCCAAAUUUCUUGACGUUGUUGUUACAAGAUGAGAUUGGUGGCCUUCAAGUUCUUCAACAGAACAAGUGGGUUGAUGUACCAACGGUGAAAGGAGCUGUAAUGGCAAAUUUGGGAGACUUAAUGCAGCAAUGGCAAAUUCAAAAGCGUGGAGCACAGAGCGCUGGCAGGACGGGUCGGUCCCAGCGUGUCCGUUGUGAGUUUCUGCUUCCUGCAAAUGAUGGGAGGCAAUAUGGACCAAUAAAAGAGCUUUUGUCUGAAGAAAACCCUCCUAUAUACAGGGAAACUACAGGUCUUGAAUAUAUAACCUAUUAUCGAACCAAGGGGCUUGAUGGCAGGCCUGCACUAUCUCAUUUCAAGCUGGCACCUUAGUCCAAGCACUAUAUUUUAUUUUCUAGAAAAAAAAAAGGAUUUAAUCACUAAUUUAUCUAAAUCUAGAUAUCGAUAGCAUAAGUUAACCAGACGAGAUCAGGGCUCGAUUCAUUCUUUGAAGAAUAAUUUUAUGUUAACCAAGUGACCUAUGCUGCUGCUAAUUAAACUACUAAAUUCGUUCGUCUAAUAAAAAAACCUCGGUUUGUCAUGCUUGACAUCAAGUUAAAUAUUGACAAUUUUCCGA
Messenger RNA from Gossypium arboreum, 1514 nucleotides. RefSeq names its product 1-aminocyclopropane-1-carboxylate oxidase homolog 1-like. Bases 194 to 1270 code for a protein of 358 amino acids. The record is from RefSeq and is a predicted model, not a curated record. NCBI's taxonomy places the organism in Eukaryota, Viridiplantae, Streptophyta, Magnoliopsida, Malvales, Malvaceae. The transcript is spliced from 3 exons.